Molecule: messenger RNA, 1510 nt
Organism: Phyllopteryx taeniolatus (common seadragon)
Lineage: Eukaryota; Metazoa; Chordata; Actinopteri; Syngnathiformes; Syngnathidae
Gene: tyw2
Product: tRNA methyltransferase 12 homolog
Exons: 7
Coding region: 107-1297 (396 amino acids)
Biological process (GO): tRNA methylation
Cellular component (GO): cytoplasm
Molecular function (GO): tRNA methyltransferase activity
Source: RefSeq, a predicted model, not a curated record
AAGCACUGUGUCGUUGAAAGGUCCGCGUUGCCUGUGUUUACAUUUUUCAUAUCGCCAUUCUUUUGAGUUUAUUUUAGAAGUAAAUCUAUUGUAUUUUGUAUUUCAAAUGGAAACGGUGCCUUGCCUCCGUGUGUCUCGUUGCCGUGCUCAGCAACUCAGGGAACAGCUCCAAUCCCUAGAUUUCCUAGACCGAAGUUUAUGUAUAGUGAACGAGCCUGCUGGGACUGUCCUUCUGCCCAUUUUACCUUCAUCUUUACCACGACUUGAUGUGACGUUUCUAAAAGAAGGGGCAACAGUUUGGUGCGAGCCUUCUCUGCUGUCCAAGAAAGAGAGAGCCCAGAGGAGAGGUGAUGACCUCGAGAAUUUCCUCCAGGAGUUGGUGGAAGCUCAUGGAGAAAGUUGGACGAAGGAGUUGAGGGAGGAUCUGCCCCGCAGCUUCCAGCGGCAUGGAGAUUUAGUCCUGCUGGGGCACAACUGUUUCUCCCUGCCUCUAUGGAAGAAAAUGGAUCAACGGCUGUGGCGCGCGGUAGCCAAAGGCCUGGGAGCCAAACGACUGGCGAAGAUGAGUCGAAUAUCCAGCGACGGCUUCCGAUCUCCUCGAGUGACCGUGCUGCUGGGAGAGCGGAGCUGGGUCAAACAUGUGGACAAUGGCAUUACGUACGAGUUUGAUGUCACCAAAUGCAUGUUUUCUGCUGGAAAUAUUACAGAGAAGCUGCGAGUUGCUGGAUUCGACUGCCGGGGCGAGACGGUGGUUGAUUUGUAUGCAGGUAUAGGAUACUUCACACUUCCAUAUUUGGUCCACGCGAAUGCGGCACAUGUCCACGCCUGCGAGUGGAACCCACACGCGGUCGAGGCUCUGCGUAAAAACCUAGCGGCCAACAGAGUACAGGGCCGCUGCACAGUUCACCCAGGGGACAAUCGACAAGUCCAGCUGUGCAACGUUGCAGACCGGGUGAACCUGGGUCUCAUACCAAGCUCCGAGGACAGCUGGCCAGUCGCCUGCCGCCUGCUGAAGAAAACGACUGGCGGUGUUUUACACAUUCAUCACAAUGUCACGUCACCGAACACCGCUGCCUCCCAAGAAAGGGAUGGCGUGGACUACAGCGUAUCUGGGAAGAGAGCUGACAGAGCGGCAUGGCGGGCCUGGGCUGAUGAUACCACGAACCGCAUCGCGUGUCUCUUGAAAGAACUCACUGCUACCGUGUGGAGAACCAACAUCCAACACAUUGAGCAUGUGAAGUCAUAUGCGCCUCGUGUACAUCAUGUUGUGCUGGACUUGGAGUGCAGACCGGCCUGAAUGGGCUCUUAAUUCCCCAAAUCUACAUGUGUGUAUUCAAAAAUGAGAGGUGGGGUCAUCACACUCACAUUCAUACAAUUCAGUCUUCAACGGACCUAAUGCAUGUUUUUGGAAUAUGGAAGGAAGCCGGAGUACCUGGAGAAAUCCCACACAAGCGCAAAGAUAACAUGCAAACGUCACACAGGAAAGCCCGAGUCGGGAGCUGAACCCAAA